Molecule: messenger RNA, 1147 nt
Organism: Marchantia polymorpha subsp. ruderalis
Lineage: Eukaryota; Viridiplantae; Streptophyta; Marchantiopsida; Marchantiales; Marchantiaceae
Source: the annotation of a GenBank genome assembly
GGGAAACAGGGCUUGACGUCUCAGGAUUAGCUAUGGAGGUUCGCCGGAAGGCUCUUCAGGCGUUGCUCGAGAAAAAUCCCAGGGUCGUUCACCCAAUUCCCGAUGAUUCCACUUCGCGGAUGUUAGUUAGUUGCACUUUUAGGUAGAAAAGAUUUCUCGUCGGCCAUUCGUGCCGCCGAUACAAUCAUCGCCUGUCUGUAUUACACCGUCUGGGGUAACGAAAUCAGUAUAAUAUGACUUGAGUUCAUUACUACGAGUAUUAUAUUCAUGUUGUGCCUUCUUCCUCAAACUGCCAACCAAUCGAAGGCUCUCAAGGCUGAAGGAAGAAAUCUGAUCACCGUGAUGCGGAGGAGGAUGCCAUCCCCUCUCUUAUAUUGGCUAUCAGUUGAUGACUUGUCCAGAAGUAACUCGACUCUGGGGCUGACUGAAACCAAGGAUCGCCAAUUGCAAUUGCCAUGUGCUUUACACAGGCGAGCAGACAAUGACCUGCAUGGACUGCUUCCAGCCGAUGAUCGUCCUCCAAAUGUGCCAAACUCCAUCGAUCGAUCGUUUUGCGAGACUUGCGUGACAGACCACCAAAGGGAAGUACAGUAUCGACCAAAGCUCACAACAUCGUCACGGCGCCGAUGUGGACCUCAAGUUGUAAUGUCAUGGGAGUGCAACGGAAGGUCCAGAUUGACAUUGACGUCGUAAGGGUUCGUUGUGAUGUUCGUUCCAGAUUAACAAACCAAUCACAGGGCGAAGAGGCCAUACAUGCAGUUGAGCGACUACAGUCCAUUAAAUCUAUUCUUCGUAUUGUAAUUAAGGUUUGCGGCUUCAACACUGAGCACUUGCAAGUCAGAAAUACCACAAUCCUAUUCCACAUUUCUUGAAAUGUAAACUCAUGUAAUCCUUGAAAUUUCGAGCAUGUAGCCUAAUUGUUUCCUUUGAAUCUCAAAUCAACGCCUCGUACAAUUGCAUUUUCCAUUCCUUGGUUCCCUAAGAUUUCCCGUUGUGUAACCCCUUUGGAAACUAGUCACAUCUUUUUGUGGCCAAAGUUUACAUCCUCGCUGGCACCUCCACAUCCAUAUCAAACUGAGCUUCAGAUCUACCAAUGUAAUCGGAUAUUGCUUCUCUUGUAAUGAUUGGGAGCGAUACGAUUAUUUGU